Stylophora pistillata is the source of this 717-nucleotide messenger RNA. RefSeq names its product fibroleukin-like. Lineage: Eukaryota; Metazoa; Cnidaria; Anthozoa; Scleractinia; Pocilloporidae. The record is from RefSeq and is a predicted model, not a curated record.
UGGCAAGAGACUUUAAUUUUCAGCUGAACAGAUUCUUACGUGUAAAGUUUCAGAGGAAGGAUUAUGGCCUGCUCCGGAUCUAAAUGGAUCACAAUUUUCAUUUUAUCUCUGAUAUCUUUAGUCAGCAACUCCACCUCGACAAACGCAAAGGGGCCAAACUCAUCUCAGGCUGUUACUUCAAAGGACAAAUGUCACAAUGUGUAUACUUCAAACAACUUUUACGCUGGAACGAACAAGAAGAUCAAAACAUUGCUUCGCGAAGUCAAGAACGAGCUCAGUGAGAUACGAGAGGAAAUAAGAUCACUAAAGGGAAACAAUAUUAGUGGGAAAGUCUAUAAGAGCUGUGCUGAACUCUACAAAGCUGGAAAACGAAUCAGUGGUGUUUACACUAUCGAUCUUGACGACGCCGGUGCCUUUGAUGUCUUUUGCGACCAAAAGACAGCCGGUGGAGUGUGGACAGUGUUCCAAAAGAGACUGGAUGGCUCGUUUGAUUUCUACCUUGGUUGGGACGACUACAUACGAGGCUUUGGAAAUUUAAACGGUGAGUUUUGGCUCGGACUGGACAAGAUUCACCGGCUGACAAAAGAACGAUGCAGAAUUCAUGUGGACCUCGAAGAUAUCAAUGGAAAGACAGCGUAUGCCGGGUACGACUUUUUCGGUGUUGCCAGCGAGAGAAGCAAAUACAGACUGAGUAUUGGAACAUAUUCUGGUAUGUGA